AUGUGGCAGGAGCACGUGUUUGGGGAGGUAGCGCGGUACAUCCAGUGGUGGUCCCAGUACCGCUGGUCAUCUUUUCAGCGCUCCAACAGCCAUGACAAGGUGAGGAAGAUCGUUGCUGAAGAAGGCCGCGCUGCUCGAAACCUCAUCGCCUGGAAUGUACCUCUGGAGAACAAAGAGGAGGAAGUUAAGUCCAAAAGCAACUCCAGUGGAAGUUCCAGGACCCAGAAGAUCAACUCUGGUCAGCACAGGAAUAAGAAACAGAAUGCUGGAGUCGAAAAUAAAGGCACAGCUCGUGUCAUGUUGGAAAAGGGGCCGGAGAAGAGCCCCAUCAAAGCCCGGCAGCCGUGCAAGGUGGACCUGCGAGCGCGCUACUGGGCCUUCCUCUUUGACAACCUGCGGCGGGCUGUGGACGAGAUCUACGUCACCUGUGAAUCAGGAAUCAGGAAUCAGGAAACAUUUAUUAGCCAAAACUUGGGCUUGAUGGACACUGAUAGAUGA
This is a messenger RNA of Gasterosteus aculeatus aculeatus (three-spined stickleback), 498 nucleotides long. The record is from RefSeq and is a predicted model, not a curated record. NCBI's taxonomy places the organism in Eukaryota, Metazoa, Chordata, Actinopteri, Perciformes, Gasterosteidae.